GAGAGAGAUAUAUGACCAUCUCUGUGAAAGGAAAAGAGAGACAGUGAAAGAGGGAGAGAGAGUGGAAACGAGAGACCGGGAGAGGAAUAGAAGAGAGGGAGAGCGGGAACGAGAGAGAGCGAGAGAGAGACAGAGAGAGAGAGACACACAGAGAGAGAGAGAGAGAGAGAGGCGCUUAUUUUGCUUCCUAAUCGUUUUUCCUCAGGGAUUUAUCAUCCACUGCAGUGAAGAAAGCAAGAGUGUGAGAGAGGAAACAAAAUCAUUUUAGGAGCAUUUAGCACUUAGCUCUGUGGUCUCCCGUCUGAUCUGAAGAGGGAUUUUUAACUGUCUACUGCUACAGGCAGCACUACUGCAGCAAGUUCAUGGCGGAGAUGGAGUCCCUCUCCACCCCGUACAACAUCCGCAUUUCCGACGUGACCUGCGACUCCUUCCGCAUCGGCUGGGACAUGGCGCCAGAGGAUGUGGGCCGUGUGACACACUACUUCAUCGACCUGAGCCGCAAGGAGGGCAGGGACCCAAAUCGCUUCAAACACAGGGAUGUGCCGACCAAGCUGGUAGCCAAAGCGGGUGCCCUUCCCAUGGCUGUGCGGGGUCACUGGUUCCUGAGCCCACGGACCGAGUACUGUGUGGCGGUUCAGACGGCGGUCAGGCAGCCAGAGGGGGCUGACUACCUGGUGUCAGAGUGGAGCCCAGUGGUGGAGUUCCACACUGGAGAUUACGGUACAGUCCAUCUUCAGCAGCUUCUCCAGAAGGCUGAGGGUGCUGCCGGGAGACUUCUGAGGUUUUCUGUCUUCUACCGCAACCAGCACCCAGAAUACUUCCACUAUAUCAGGUCAUCAUGUGCGGGGGUGAUGUACCCCUCCCUCAAAGACAGCAGCGGUAGUCACGGCUCUCCCAUCAACGGUACACUCAGCGGAGUCUUUCUCAGCUGUAACACAGAGUUCGACACCGGCCUGCCCCCCAGAGAUUCGCCCUACGGCCCUCUGCGUUUCCAGAUCCCCGCGUCUCAGCUGCUGAACCCCUCCACCGCCUGCCUCUACUUUGCCGACUUCUACUGCAUGUACACACCCUACCACUAUGUCAUCCUUGUGCUGACCACUGCCGGCUCGGAGGGCGAUCGCUUUUGCCGCGCCCACUUGCCCCAGCUGGACCUUGCGGCAAACCCCUUCCUGACAUACAACCCACCACAGAGGGAGGGGGAGGAGCCGGUUUACUGCCACGCCCGCGACGUCAUCUUGGAGGUGUUCUACAUAGAGCCACUGCACCUGGACCAGGGCACACUGGUGGAGAUCAGUGGUCACCAGCUGAUGAGCUUGUCCACCGCCAACGCCAAGAAGGACCCCAGCUGCAAGGUGUGCAACAUCAGUGUUGGACGCUGAAUGAGAGGGACGGGGUCUAAGAGGGCUGAUCUCUCUAACACGUCAAAGGCCAAAGGCAGGGAAUGAAACUCAACCUGACAAACUGGCAGGCAGUCUGCCCUGGCUGUUUCUGUGCAUGGGUAUGAGGAUACAGUGAGGAUGGAGAACUGGAUUUUAUCAAUGAUUCUCUCCCAUCACUCAAAGCAAAGGACAGUUACAGUUUUAUUCCUUAAUCAAGUUGUGUGUUUCCCCACUACUGCUAUCUAGGCCGGUGUGUCCGUGGCUGAUAACCAUAACACUCCUGGAGUCCGAACCCUUUCCCAAAUCCUCCCAGAAUGCGAACCCUAACCCCGUCACACUUUCCACCCCCUGUUAAGCAGCAGGCCGGGGGCACGGCUAGAGCUUUUGGGCCCCAUGAAAAGAUAUCACAUUGGGCCCCUCACCCCAGACCAAUCCAAGUUUGCUCCAAUUUUCUUAGGGCUCCUGUCACUCUGGCGCCCUUGGAAUUGUCCUAACUUUGUCCCCCGAUUUGGUACCCCUGCAUCAGGUCACAUGGCAAAAAGUCUUAAUUUUCACCUGUGCCCCUCUGCAAACAUGCCCAGGAACGGGCCAAAACGUUCACUGCUCGAUUCACCAGAUUCUUAACUGGUAAACUUCCAAAAUGUGGCCAUCAAAUCCAGUUUAAGGCACAUAUUUGGUAUCACUGUAUAUACUAUGCAUAGAUUGCAUCCUGUAUAGUCUUUCAGUUCAUUUUUCACUGUUGCUUCCUGCCUGUUCAAAAUAAUUAAGCUCUCUUGACAGUGUUGUUCCAUAGUGCAGCUGCAGAUAUUUACAGAAAAUAAACAACUCUAGUGGCAUUCUUCGACUAUAAUCUACUUACCAUGGACAGAAGAGGAUUGAUGAACUCACAGAGAUUUCAUCGAAUCAAAUGUACUGAGGAAAUCGUGAAUGCUAGAAUCCUUUUUUCAUCAUCUUACAAGAUAUAUGUAUGCAUGGUUAGUCUGUUUAGAUGUAUGUGAUUUAUAUUUUGGAAAAAGAGAGGAAAAUAUGUAAUGUAAAGAUAAAAUCUAUUUUCAUUUGCUGGCCUUUAUCCAUUAAACAAGCUGUUCGGCCUCUUGACAGAAGAUGCCACAGACCGCUGUGCUGCCUGUGUGGAAAUUGAGAAUCUCAAAACGACAGACAUUCCAAGGUGCUAAAUCUUCAGAUCUACGAGGCAGAAAUUUGAACCUUCCUGCAUGAGGUGCCAGCCGUAGAUUUCAGACGUAGCAUCCCUCUCUUUCUCUAAGCUUUUAUGUCAGAUCGAGGACAUCUAUGUAUCGGUCAUGCUAACGAGCACUUUUAAUCUAACAGAGACGCAUCAUCCACCAGUAGUGUUUCAAUAAGGCCGUAACAAAUAUUCACACAAUAAAGCUAGGAUGAGUCUUGUGA
Molecule: messenger RNA, 2786 nt
Organism: Paramormyrops kingsleyae
Lineage: Eukaryota; Metazoa; Chordata; Actinopteri; Osteoglossiformes; Mormyridae
Source: RefSeq, a predicted model, not a curated record